AUGCGGGGUCGAGACAAGUUGCGUCGCUUGAGCGACACGACCUUUGCCAUUGCGGUCGUGUCCAUGAUGGGUUUUGGCCUCCAUGAACUCAUCAAUGUCAAGCCGACGGACAAGUGCCCGCUCUGCAGCAGCAAGACACCUCAGCCGCGUCUGACCCGCGAGCACCUGUUGACCUGCCGUCCCAUCAAGCGUCACAACGCCCUUCGCGACGAGAUGGGCCGCCUGCUCAGGUACGCCACCCUCUCCCAUGUCUGGGUGGAAAGGUCUGGCUACAACGCCAACGGUCAGAGCUGCCGCAUCGACCUGCACUGCCGCAACCCCUUUCCCGGCGGUGCUCUGGGCCCAGCUCUGCCCGACCUGGGCAUUGACGUGACUGUGCGCACAGCCCAACCCCCGACCACCUCGCAAGCCUGCAUCAAGGUGGGCGCUGCCCUUCGCCGAGCCGAGAAGGAGAAGCGCGACUACUACACCGGUUUCAACCAUGGAAAAACUCUGAUCGUCCCUGCGGCGAUGACGACAACCGGUGGGUUCGCCUCCUCCUUUGUGGAUCUGCUUGGUCAGCUCGCCCGCUGCGCCGAGGCCCGUGACAGGGUCGAGCCAAAGAAAGCCCGUCGCCACAUCCCGAUAGGCAAUGAUGUACCUCGCUCCUUUGAUACUAGGGGAGCGAAGCGGGCCAAACAUGUCAGAAGCGACCAGUUCACCAGGCAUGCGGGGCGUGCGGUCGCGAUCGAAGCCAGCCAGAGCAAGGCGCUUAGCCUUGAAGAGGUUGCAAUCGUUGCAGUUGAGGAUGGCCUUGACGUCCGAGGUGUCUUCAACUUGCUGUAG
Monosiga brevicollis MX1 is the source of this 825-nucleotide messenger RNA. RefSeq lists its product as uncharacterized. NCBI's taxonomy places the organism in Eukaryota, Choanoflagellata, Craspedida, Salpingoecidae. Gene Ontology annotation, molecular function: protein binding. Gene Ontology annotation, cellular component: nucleolus; nucleus; preribosome, large subunit precursor. Gene Ontology annotation, biological process: ribosomal large subunit biogenesis; ribosome biogenesis; endonucleolytic cleavage in ITS1 to separate SSU-rRNA from 5.8S rRNA and LSU-rRNA from tricistronic rRNA transcript (SSU-rRNA, 5.8S rRNA, LSU-rRNA). The record is from RefSeq and is a predicted model, not a curated record. The transcript has 2 exons. Bases 1 to 825 code for a protein of 274 amino acids.